AAUUGAUCUGUCGUUAAACAAGCCAACAGAAAUAGCAGGGAGGCACGAAGCUUCUUUCCGACUUGUUAUCAUUUACCAAUCACAACAAACACUAAAACCUUUGAAAGAGACGGUUAAACUAUUAACAUCGUUUCUUCUCUUUUAAUUCUCACAACACCCAUCUCACGCUUCUCACAAACAUCACUCCCACUUUUCCUUUUCAUUUUUUUGUAAAUUCUGUCUGUAAUUCCUUUUCAUGAGACUUCCAGAUCCAGGAUGCACAGAAAGCUCUUCCCUGCAUCGUCCACAACAAAUCAAACCCAAGAGUGCUCUGACUUUUGUGAACCAACUUGCCCGUACAACUGCUUUUCCUUUCCAGACCACUACUCCCCUCCACGGCCGCCUCCGCCGCCCAUUUUACCUCCAAGUAAUCAGAUCACGUCCUACUUGGCCAUCGUUGCUUCACUAUUCACUGUCGUAUUUGUUCUUGUUGGUUUCUACGUUCUCAAAGUAAAGUGCUACUCCGACUGGUGUGGGCGGAGACGCAAUGGAUCCUUUACCACCCAAUCAGACAGCCUUGAGGAUGAGUUUGUUCGCGAGAAUCAAGUUGAUCACCCCAUCUGGUUGAUCACCACAAUUGGUUUGCAGCAGUCUAUCAUAAACUCCAUCACGGCUUGUAAGUACAAAAAGGGCGAGGGACUGAUCGAAGGAACAGAGUGUUCAGUGUGCUUGAAUGAAUUCCAGGAAGGCGAAACCUUGAGACUCUUGCCAAAAUGCAACCACGCCUUUCACAUCCCCUGUAUCGAUACGUGGCUGCGGUCUCAUGUCAAUUGUCCUCUUUGUCGUGCCGGUAUUGUCCCUAACAAUGCCACUUCCGGUGCAGCCAUCUUAAAUAUGAGUUCAUCCGUGGAGGAAAACUCCAACACGGUGGUAAGAAAUGAAGACGCCCGAGUUGAGCGGAAUGGUGGUGAAUUAAUUAUUGUGGACUCUGAAAACCGGGAGGGAACAGGAGAAGCAGGGGAAGCCGAGGAGUUCGCUCAUGAAUCAAUUUCAAAGGAGUGCCCGAAUGUUGAUGAGAGUGAACAGAUUGUGGAUGAUAUGCGAAAAGGAACGAGUUCUGUGUCGAUGGAUUCUCCCGUUGAUGAUAUAAACCAUGACACUGAACGACACACGGUCAAUCUUCUGAAGAAAGGUGGUGAAUACUCAACACUCUUUAAAUCAGGGCGUCGGUCUUCAGUUGCACAAUGUCUUCACGUAACCCCAGUUUCGAUGAAGAGGUCAGUCUCCUGCAGUGGAAGGAUUGUAUCUACGAGAGGCUACAAGAGUCUGAAUUCAAGUCUUGCCCGCUAGAAUUUUCUAACAUCACAACUUGUACACACAAGCGUCUUCUGUCUUCUGCAUCGUUUGAAUUGGGGGUGCCAUUAUUUUCGCAAUCACCAAGCAUGAAGCGCGUGGCAUGCAAAGCAAAAUUAUGUUCCGAGGAAGAGUUAGAUUUUAAAUAAGGCAAAUUUUAAAAUGGUUUGGUUGUUAUACUUGUAGUUUGGGAUUUUGGGCAGAAGAGUUACACACGUCCCGGCAACGAGGAAAGGCACAUGAUCCCCUGACUGAGGAGGCGUCUUUGUUUCUUUCCUCAAGCCUAUUGGGCUCAUGUAAAUAUCAUAUGUAAGCUGACGGCCCAACUAUGAGAAUGAGACUCUUCCACCA
Messenger RNA from Neltuma alba, 1683 nucleotides. RefSeq names its product RING-H2 finger protein ATL54-like. NCBI's taxonomy places the organism in Eukaryota, Viridiplantae, Streptophyta, Magnoliopsida, Fabales, Fabaceae. The transcript has a single exon. Gene Ontology annotation, molecular function: transferase activity. Bases 256 to 1329 code for a protein of 357 amino acids. Gene Ontology annotation, biological process: protein ubiquitination. The record is from RefSeq and is a predicted model, not a curated record.